Ananas comosus (pineapple) is the source of this 1244-nucleotide messenger RNA. RefSeq names its product probable leucine-rich repeat receptor-like protein kinase At1g35710. Gene Ontology annotation, molecular function: protein binding. The transcript has 11 exons. The record is from RefSeq and is a predicted model, not a curated record. Gene Ontology annotation, cellular component: plasma membrane. Bases 97 to 1098 code for a protein of 333 amino acids. Lineage: Eukaryota; Viridiplantae; Streptophyta; Magnoliopsida; Poales; Bromeliaceae.
AACAGUCGUGAAAUGCGGCGUCUGGUGGGCAGCGGCAGUGGUGCAGGCGGCAGGAGCUGAUCUCGUCGGCUGGCUUUCAGAUCGACAGUCUGCACAAUGGGAGGCUCCUCCCCUCUUCUUCUUCUUCUUCUUCUUCUUCUUCCAGUUGCCUUCUUCCUUCUCUUCCUCCCCCUCGCUCACUCCAAAACUGUCAAAAGAGACGUAAAAGCAUUGAACGAGAUCAAGGCCUCGCUAGGAUGGAGGGUCGUCUAUUCCUGGGUAGGAGACGAUCCUUGCGGCGAUGGGGAUCUUCCUCCGUGGUCGGGAGUCACAUGUUCCCAGCAAGGAGAUUACCGGGUCGUGACGGAAUUGGAAGUUUAUGCUGUAUCAAUAGUCGGCCCGUUUCCAACUGCUGUUACGAACCUCCUGGAUUUGACUAGAUUGGAUCUUCAUAAUAACAAGUUGACUGGGCCCAUCCCUCCUCAAAUUGGACGGCUGAAGCACGUCAAGAUAUUGAACCUGAGGUGGAAUAAGCUUCAAGACGUUCUUCCACCUGAGAUCGGUGAACUAAAGAAAUUAACACACUUGUACCUGAGCUUUAACAACUUUAAAGGCGAAAUUCCAGUAGAGCUUGCCAAUUUACCGGAACUUCGUUAUCUCUAUCUCCAUGAGAAUCGCUUUACAGGAAAAAUUCCUCCUGAACUGGGGAAUCUCAAACACUUAAGACACCUUGAUGUUGGUAACAACCACUUAACUGGAACACUUAGAGACUUCGUCCGCAGUGGGGAUGGUUUCCCCUCGCUUCGUAAUUUAUACCUAAACAAUAACCAUUUGAGUGGAGGAUUGCCAGAUCAGCUCGCGAAUCUGACGAACCUCGAAAUCCUGCACCUGUCAUACAACAAGAUGAUUGGAGCAGUAACUCCUAAGCUUGUCCAAAUUCCGAGAUUAACGUAUUUGUACUUGGACCACAAUUUGUUUACUGGGAGGAUCCCCGAAGGAUUAUACAAACAUCCUUUCCUAAAAGAAAUGUAUAUCGAAGGCAACCAAUUCAAGCCCAGUGCAAAGCCGAAGGGUACGCAUAAGGUGCUUGAAUUAGCCGACACGGAUUUUUUGUUCUAGUUUUUUUCCCCCCCUUUCGAAUAUUUUUUGUUCAUAUGGAAGCUUUCUUAAUAUCAGCAGUGUGUUGUGGUACACAUUCCAGAACAUAAGAAUCAACAAAAUGGUUCCUGAGUUGAUUGAUUUAUUUGAGGUCUCUUGAUUCUGAA